UCCAUUCUUCCAAUCUUCAACCUUCAACCUUUUUCUCUUUCUAACCGUACAUACUAUUCAAAGUCUUGCUCGAUACUUCACAAGCACAUCUAUCGCAAGACGAUACGGUCAAAUCAAAUGAGCACCGAUUAUUCAUUCACGCUCUUUUCUUCCACCUAGCCACCGUCUUUACGGCGAUCGCUUCUCUACGAUCAUUACCUCGCAGGACGGGAAGUUGAAAGACGGGUUUCGAACAAACCGAACAACAAACCACUAGAACAACGUAAAAAUCAAUCAAUCGUCAUGUCGCGCAAACCGGUGGCAGCCUCAGCCAACCCCGACUCCCACAAUGCCGCGCCCGCCGCCAUGAUCCCGGAUGACGUGUGCCCUGUGUGCCGCCGUCAGAAGUACUUCAAUCCCGACCUCGAGUUUCUCAUCAACCCCGAGUGUUACCACCCAAUGUGUCAGCGGUGCGUGGAAUUCAUCUUCGGCAAAGGGCCGGCGCAAUGUCCACACCCCGGCUGCAGCAAGACGCUCCGCCAGCGCGGCUUCCACUCCGCCUUCUUCAAGGACCUCAAGGUCGAGCGAGAGGUGGACGUGCGCCGACGCGUGCAGGCCGUCUUCAACAUGACCGAGGACGACUUCGUCUCGCUGCGCGACUACAACGACUACCUGCAGCAGGUGGAGGACCUGACCUUCGACCUGGUCCAGGGCGGCGACGCGGACCGCAAGGCCGCGGAGAAGAAGCUGCUGGCGUACGAGCAGAAGCACCGCGACGAGAUCGAGAAGAACAAGCGCCGCGGCCGCGAGGCCGAGUCCAUCCGCAAGCAGCGCGACGCCGCGGACGCCGAGGCGGCAAAACAGCGCAGACUGGAAGAGCAGCGCGAGGAGGAGCGCGCCAAGGCCGAAGAAGCCACCAUCAACGCCGAGGUCAUGGAGGCGCUCGCGCGCGGCGAGCCCGGCACGGCGGCAGACAUCCAAGCGCGCAUCGUGGCGCAGAAGCGCGCCCGCGUCGCCGAGAUCGCCGGCUCGCACUUCCCCUCGCUUCUCAACACAUCAUCGACCACCACCGCCAGCGCCUCCUCCAAGCUCUCGUCCGCGCGGAACUCGAACCUGCUGUCCAUCCGCGGCCUCAAGGACAAGAACGCGCGCGACGAGGACGCCGACUACUACACGCGUCCGUACGACCCCUUCGCGGGCCUCGACCUCGUGCCCACGCGGUACAAGCUGCGGUUCUCGACUUAUUCUUCGGCGGCGGCGGUCAACAAGGACGGCGAGUCCGGGUACGCGAACCCGUGGCUCGACCGCGCGCGCACGGCCGACGACCACCGCGUCCCCGGGUACAGCAUCAAGGAGUACGUCACGCGCGCCGUGUUCGAGGCGUUCGCGGGCCUGGGCGUGGUCGUCGGCGAGGAGAAGGCGGAUGCGGCGAGGGCCGUUGGGACUUCGGGCGCGGAGGUCGCGGCUGCUACGGGUCGGACGGGGGGGAUGGAUGUUGAUAUUGGUAUGGGUAAGGGGAAGAGGGGUGGGAGGAUGGGUGUUGAUGAUGUUUUUGUCUGAGGGGAUGAUGGACGGGAUGGGGAGGGAAAGGG
Messenger RNA from Annulohypoxylon truncatum, 1571 nucleotides. Its product is annotated as CDK-activating kinase assembly factor. NCBI's taxonomy places the organism in Eukaryota, Fungi, Ascomycota, Sordariomycetes, Xylariales, Hypoxylaceae. Gene Ontology annotation, biological process: nucleotide-excision repair; regulation of transcription by RNA polymerase II; positive regulation of cyclin-dependent protein serine/threonine kinase activity. The record is from RefSeq and is a predicted model, not a curated record. Gene Ontology annotation, cellular component: transcription factor TFIIH holo complex. Gene Ontology annotation, molecular function: cyclin-dependent protein serine/threonine kinase activator activity. The coding region runs from base 283 to 1539 and encodes 418 amino acids. The transcript has a single exon.